Messenger RNA from Chlamydomonas reinhardtii, 4511 nucleotides. RefSeq lists its product as uncharacterized. Gene Ontology annotation, molecular function: serine-type endopeptidase activity. The record is from RefSeq and is a predicted model, not a curated record. Gene Ontology annotation, biological process: proteolysis. The transcript has 19 exons. Bases 97 to 3522 code for a protein of 1141 amino acids. NCBI's taxonomy places the organism in Eukaryota, Viridiplantae, Chlorophyta, Chlorophyceae, Chlamydomonadales, Chlamydomonadaceae.
UAAAAUGCACCUAUCAAACUGUGCAGGGUAGCUUCGUCUGAAGCGUAAAUGUGCCCCUCCUUCGCCGCAGUGGCUAGGUAGCGACGACUUGUGACCAUGACGAGCUAUGGAUUAGGCAGGAAUGUGUUGGUCCUGGGUCUGCUAUUGAUUUGCGGAGCGCCACCUUCCCAUCAGUUCCUCGCUCAGCCAAGUGCGCCAGAUGCUUUUGAGGACGUCCAUACGGUUCAUCUACGCACCGGGAUUGUGGAUGUGGAUGCGGCCAGCCGCAGGCUGCCGGAGUCGCUGACGCCUGCGGCGCGGCGCCUGCUGGGCCACCCCAGCUCGGCGCCACCCCCCGCCGCGCCCGGCUGGGGCCCGCUGGCAGGGGCGCAGCUGUGGCUGCUGACGCUGGGGCCGGAGACGCACCUGUGCCCGCACCACCCCUCCCACCACCAGCACAGCCAGUUCCUGGCGCACCAGCAGAUGCGUAGCAGCGACGGCAGCUCCAAUACCCACACCGGCUUGGAGGGCGGGGGCGGGCGACCUCACCAGCACGACCAACCCCAGUCCUCGGUUACGUCGGCGCAGCAGGAGCAGGAGACCGCACAGGGGGCGCGCUUUGCGGAGCGGCAGGCGGCACUGCAGGCGGCUCUGCGGAACGCGGGCGCGGCACCUGUGUCGUUCCUGCCACCCGCGGCAUGGCUGGUGGUGGUGGGGCGAGGAGCGGACCUGGGGCCCCUGACGGAGGCGUUUCCGGAUGUACGGAUGGCGCCGUACGGUCCCCCGGCCGCUCGCGUGUCUCCGGAGUUGGCAGCCGCCGUGUCCCUUCUGGAGCAGCAGUUGCGGGAGGCGGGGAUGGGGGUUGGCAGCAGCGGCAGUAGCGGCAGUAGCAGCGGGGCCGACGCCGAUGGCAGUAGCAGCGGCAGCGGCGGCGGCAGUAGCGGCAGUAGCGGCUUGGGGGAGCGGCUGGAUGAGGUGGUGUCAGAGCUGUGGGAGCGGCAGCUGCGGCGGCAGCAGGAGCGGGAGCAGGCGGCGGCGGCGCGGCGGCGGCGGCGGGCGCUGGCGACAUUGAAUGCGGAGGGCGGCGGCGGCGAGCGCGAGGAGGGAGAGGCGCAGGAGGAGGAGGAGGCGCUGGAGGAGGCGCAGGAGGAGGACGCUCUGGCUUUCCCGGGGGCUCUGGAAUCCAUGGCCUCGGCGGUUUCCUGGCUUCGCUCCGCAGCCUCCGCCUCCUCCUCCUCCUCCUCCUCCUCCUCCUCCUCCUCCGCCUCCUCCUCCUCCUCCCGGCGCCCCCUGGCGGCGUCGGGUUGGCAGCGUCCCGAGCUUCAGCAACACCUGCACCACCUCUCCGACCCCUCGCAAACGCACGCGGAGGAGGAGCACCACCUGCGGCUCUCCGACCCCUCGCAACCGCACGAGGAGGAGGAGCAGGAGGGCGCCCGGCCGCUCGCGGCUGACUCCGGUGGCGGCGGCGGCGGCAACGGCGGCGGCGGCGGCGGCUCCAGCGCGCGGCGCGGCCUGCUCGGGACAGGCGCGGCGGGCGGUGGCGGCGGCCAGGGCGGCGGCGGCGGCGGCGGCGGGAGCUGCGGGCUGCCGGAGCCGCUGACUCGGCGGUUGACGCUGGCCGUACACCUGCCGUACCUGGAGCGGGAGGACCUGGUCACGUUGUCGCUGGCGGCGGCGGCGGCGGCGGCGGCGGCGGCGGUUGGGCAGGGAACAGCGGCGGCGGCGGCGGUUGGGCAGGGAACAGCGGCGGCGGGGACGGCGGCGGCGGUUGGGCAGGCGGGCGUGUCGGCCGGGUGGGAUUCGGCGGCCGCAGCGGCGGCGGCUGAGGCGCUCGAGGACUACAACCCAGCCGCCGCCGCGGCGGCGGACUGGGCGGCGCCGCUGGCGGCGCUGUCUCGCCAGGUGGCGGCGGCCGCCGCCGCCGCCAGUCCAGGGGAGGGUGAAUUCGGGGACUGCGGCUGCGCGCCGCCGGUGUUGGCUCCGGAUGCUGGCGGUCCGAAUAUUCUGUUGGUGGAGCUCUGCGCGGCGGCGGCGCCGGCGGCGGUACGGUGGCUGGCGGCGGCUCCGCCGGUAUCGUGGCUGGAGCCGCGGCUGGGCGUGCGGCUCCACAACCUGAUCGCGAGUGCGGUGGUGCAGGCGGGCGGCGCCGGCGGCGCGGCGAGCAGUCCCGAGCUGCUGGCGUCGCACCCCUUCUGGGCGGCGGGCAUCGACGGACGCAACCAGACGGUGGGCUGCGGCGACAGUGGACUGGACGUCGCCAACUGCUACUUCUACGACCCCGCGGUGCCGUUCAUGCAGAACGUGAAAACCGACUCCAACGGAAUGCAGUACUUCCUGUCCUCCACACACCGCAAGCUUCGCUACUACCUGGCAGUGGUGCAGGACUUGUCGGACAGCUACGGGCACGGCACGCACGUGAGCGGCACGCUGGUGGGCAGCAGGUUCGACCGCGCCAGCGCGCUGUCUCCGGAGCCUCUGGACGCCGCCACUGGCCAGGCGCCCGCCGCGCGGAUCGCCUUUAUGGACCUCAGCCGGGACAAGGGCGACGGGGUGUGGACGCCCGGCGACCUGGGCCGCUCCUACUUCAACCUGACCUACCGCGUGGGCGCGCGAGUGCACUCCGACUCCUGGGGCUCAGACCUCACCGCAUACGACUCCAUGGCGGCAGCGCUGGACCGAUUCACGUGGAACAACCCAGACUUUCUGUCGAUCUUCGCCGCAGGCAACUACGGCACCGCCAGCGGCGCCACCACCACCGUCACCUCGCCAGCCGUGGCCAAGAACUGCAUCGCGGCGGGCGCGACCCCCUCCAUGGGCACGGGCGACCGGCCCGGCGCCUACGGCGUCACCGUCUACAAUCUGACGGCCACCGUCAACAUUGGCGGCGGGCAGGGCGGCGCGCGCUCCGUCCGGGUGGUUGGCGCCGCCUUUGGAGGCGACCUGGCGGCGGCGGUUUCCGCCGCCGCCGCCGCCAAUGGCGGCGUCGUGGCCCUGGCGGCGGCUACGCCAGCGGACGCCUGCAUCGGGCUCAGCAACGCGGGCGGUGUGCGCGGUCGUGUGUUGCUGGUGCAGCGCGGCAGGUGCUACUUUAGCGACAAGGCGCGCGCGGCGGCGGCGGCUGGCGCGACGGCGGUCAUCGUCUACAAUGACAAGCAGGAUGGUUAUUUCCUGAUGGAGGCCCCGGACGCCUCGGGCGGCAGCGGCAGCGGUCUCGUGCCCAUGGGCAGCGUGCCGGCGUCCACGGGGCGGUGGCUGCUGGCGGCGGCGGCGGCGGGCAACACGGCGGUCAGCAUCCGGCGGGCGGCCGACGUAGCACCGCUGGCCUUCGACGACGUCGCCGCCUACAGCUCGUUCGGGCCCACCACCGACGGCCGCAUCAAACCCGACAUCACCGCGCCAGGUCACCUGCUGUCCGCCAACGCCAACCCCACCCUGGCCCCCGACGGCGCCGUGCCCUCCUGCGGCGCCGGCGCCACCCGCAUUCUGUCGGGCACGUCGAUGGCGACCCCGGUGAUUGCGGGCUCAGCACUGCUGCGCUGAGCAAUAUUUCUGGUGCACACUGUCUCCAUGGAGCGGCGGGGGGCUCGUCAGCUCGACCGCCCCUGCCUGACUUGCUGUAGAUAUGAGAUAAGCAUAUGUCCUUUGGAUCUAUAUGUCAAGGGGGAUUCGGAACGCAGCGACUUUGUGUGGUUAUACGUUUUGGACAGGAAGCGGUGCGAGGGUUUUGUUGUGCGACGGUGCGCGAGCGGGGGCGCAGCACGCAUGCAUGUGGGGCGCAGUGGUCCCGCAAGGGCGCGGCUUAGAGCUGCAAAUGUGUUGAAGAAGAGCGCGAUGCAUCGCGUGAUCUGCGUUAUGAGGUUUCCGUGCAGUGAGCGUGAGGCUCGCAUUGUGAUUUGCUUGUGAGAUAACUGGUGAUCCAUCUAUCUAGCACGUACGAAGAAGCAGGAGGCGGGAGGUAGCAGGAGUCGAGUUGAGGCGACAGGGCAGGUACGCGUUUUGCUAAAUCUGCUGUGGUUUGGAGUGAGGACUCCGGCCUAUAUCAACGACAUUGUGGCUCCUGGUGAAGAUAGCGGUUAGCUUAUUAAUUGCGCGGUCUGGCAACCAGUGAGGGAAUCCGUGAGCCUGCAGGGGGAUGGAUCGUGACCGAUACCCUGUAGGGGGUGAUGUGGUCGACAGGGGGUGGGUGUGACCAAAGCGCAGGCAUGCAGAAUCGCCGCGGCAGCAGUGCAAAUAGUCCAGCGCGCCAAGCGCUGGAGGAGUAAUGCUUGGCCUGAUCAGUGUAGGUGCGCUGUUGCAGGAGUUGUUUAGGGUCAUGUGAUGCCUUUACAAGCAAAUCUAAUCGAAAUCUGAAGGGGUGCGGACGUUCGGUGGUGGGCUAGCUGCUGUUUGGUGCUGCUGGUGCGGUUAUCGACGUGUUUGAAAAAACGCAACACAAGCGAACAUGACGUGUAGUCGUUGGUGUCGUUGGUAUUUGGUGCGGUGUAAUCGUCACGAGAAUGGGCGACGAGGGCACUCAGUAUAGGGGGGUG